This is a messenger RNA of Daphnia magna, 688 nucleotides long. RefSeq lists its product as uncharacterized. The record is from RefSeq and is a predicted model, not a curated record. The transcript has 2 exons. Bases 48 to 599 code for a protein of 183 amino acids. Lineage: Eukaryota; Metazoa; Arthropoda; Branchiopoda; Diplostraca; Daphniidae.
UAGCAAUAAUAAAGACGAGACUCAUCCAGAUUGGUUACCCAGUAUUGAUGUUGGUGGACAAACUUCAACCAAAACAAGUAGUAGAUACAUACGGAGGCAAAAAAAAAGAUUUCUUGAAAACUUGUAUUGGUGACAAAAUGACACCGGACUUAAUACAGGAACCAGACACAUCAACAAACAUUAAAGAAGAAUCGGUUGCUGAAGUUUUCAAUGUUGAGCCAGUUAAUUACACUACACUGAAUGACAUGGAACAAACUUUCAUUCCUGAAAUGAAAAAUGAUCCAUUCCAAAAAGAAAUAACAUCGCUUCAACACCAACUACAACAAAUGACAUUGGAAAGGGAUGCAGCCCUUAGAAAGGUAGAGAUGUUAAGUGCUUCAAUAGAAGAAUUAUUGGUAAAGAGACAACAAGCUGAAUUGACUGCAUUUGAUGCAUUAGAAAAACUGAAACUUAGUAAAUCUAUGUUACAUCAACUAAAGCAGGAUAAGGAAAUGAUUUUAUAUUACACAGGGUUAAGUAGUUUCGAUCUACUUUCUGAUAUUUUUUAUGCUUUACAUCCUGCUUUACAUCAUGAUCCCAGAUUAAAAAAUUUCACUUAAAGAACAAUUCAUUUUAACUCUUAUGAAGCUUAGAUUAAAUUUGGGAAACAAAGACUUUGCUUACAGAUUUGACAUUCAUCGUACAACAG